UGAGUGAUAACAAAUCUGCAUAUUUGGAGAGUAAAUAAAGGUGGCCUUAAAGUAAUUCUCUGUAGUGCCACAAAGCCUCUGCCUUGGUCAGUUGACUGACUGACUCUCUCAGACUUUUAUUGUGUGUGUUCCAUCGCCUUGUACAUAACUACACCACACAAAGAACUACACCCAGAAUACAUCUUGGGAUUAAUUUGUUAAUGGUUGUCUGAUUUUGUCAGGAGACACAAUCACAAUGGCAGUGACAGGAUCGUGGCUGAUGGACUUUCUGCUCGUGGUGGCAACUCUUCUCUACCUGGUCUAUCAUUACUUAAACAACACCUACUCUUACUUCAGGGACCGAAACAUUCCCUACUUACGUCCAACUCUUGUCAUCGGGUUGCCUGAGGCAAUCACCAAAUCACAGAUUGAUCUUACCAACUUCCUCUACAGCAAUUUCCCUAAAGAGAGGUUUUUCGGCUACUUCCAAUCAAGGAUGCCCACUCUGCUAGUGAAGGAUCCAGAACUGAUCAAGAGAAUCUUGAUCCAAGACUUUAAUCACUUCCAAGAUCGAGGAUUUCCCUUCAUCGAGUCAAGUCCCGUGUCGAUGAACCUGUUCAACCUCAGGGGUUAUGAGUGGCGAGCUCUACGACAUAAACUUACCCCAGCGUUGACCUCCGGCAAACUCAAGGACAUGUUCGAACAAAUGAACAACUGCAGCAAUAGACUUACCAAUGAAAUUGAGCAAGCUUGUAGUUCAAACCAGGUUGUCGAAGCAAGAUCACUUUUUUUAAACUUCUCCACAGAGAUCAUCGGGAGUGUUGCUUUUGGCCUUGAUUUCAGCAAAGAGAAUCCUCAGACAGAUGAAUUUAUUGAGAAGAUCAACAAUGUUUUCGGAGUGUCCUUUCAGCAGAAGGUGAUCAAUUUUCUGGUUAUGACACUACCCACUACCCUGGUGAGAUUAUUAGGUCUUGGCCCUUUCUCUGCAGACAUAAAUAAGUACAUGAUAAGUCUUAUCAAGACCACAAAGGACUAUAGGAAACAGAAUAACAUCAUGAGGAAUGACUAUUUCCAAAUGAUGUUGAAACUGCAGGAAGAUGAGAUGGCAAACAAGAGUGCAAAAUUGUCAGCUUCAGAAAUGGACGGAGAAGAUGGUCAGAUGAACCAAAUGGAAUAUGCAUUACCAUCAUCAAAGCCAGGGAUAUCACGAAAAUUAUUUACAGAUGAAGGGAUUGCUGCACAGUCUUUUGUAUUCUUGAAUGGAGGCUCAGAAACUAUUGCUUCAUCAUUGUCGUUUGUAUUGUACAACAUUGCCAAGAAUCCAAAGAUACAAGAGAGGCUCUCAGAAGAGGUGAAGUCCGCCCUCACCAAACAUGGAGGUUGGAGUCACGAGACUGUCAGAGACUUGACAUACAUGGACCAGGUCAUACAAGAAGCAGGAAGGAUUCACACCAUCGUACCUCUACUGACCAGGGAGGUGACCAUGCCUUAUCGGAUACCAGGGACUUCAGCAGUUCUGGAGAAAGGAACCUUGAUUUCAAUUCCUGUUGGGGGUCUGCAGAUGGACCCCAAGUACUAUCCAUCCCCAGAAGUGUUUGACCCGGACCGAUUCUCCAACAACAACCACAAAGCCAAUCCUCUCUACCUACCUUUCGGCGAUGGUCCUCGCUCCUGUGUUGGGAUGAGAUUUACUCUUCUGGAGAUGAAAGUGUGUCUCGGCAAGGUGCUGGAACAGUUCGCAGUGGAUAUUAACAGCCAGACUCAGGAGCCCCUCAGCUAUGACAAGUCCGCUUUUUUCGCAAGACCACUGGGAGGCAUCUGGGUUACCUUCAGGAAACGUAAUCAGUCAACCCAGUAAUAAGUCUUCACCGAAACUAGUUUUAGAACUAUCUCUAGCAGUUUCAAAAACUAUUAAAAUAUUUAUUUAGGUCAACAUUACUCUGCAAUAUUGCUUGAUAUUAUUGAAAAUAUUGCAUUUAUGUUAUAAUAUUUACUUACCUUUAUAAGACUAAAAUAAUAUUUAGUAAUAUUUUUGUUCUUAAAGUGGAUGCAUUUGUUUUUGUACUUUUAUAUUAAACAAAUAUGCAUUUUUAGCACUAAUC
This is a messenger RNA of Homalodisca vitripennis (glassy-winged sharpshooter), 2081 nucleotides long. Its product is annotated as probable cytochrome P450 6a14. NCBI's taxonomy places the organism in Eukaryota, Metazoa, Arthropoda, Insecta, Hemiptera, Cicadellidae. The record is from RefSeq and is a predicted model, not a curated record. Gene Ontology annotation, molecular function: iron ion binding; oxidoreductase activity, acting on paired donors, with incorporation or reduction of molecular oxygen; monooxygenase activity. The coding region runs from base 236 to 1837 and encodes 533 amino acids. The transcript has 7 exons.